Molecule: messenger RNA, 1473 nt
Organism: Fusarium subglutinans
Lineage: Eukaryota; Fungi; Ascomycota; Sordariomycetes; Hypocreales; Nectriaceae
Product: UDP-galactopyranose mutase
Exons: 8
Coding region: 1-1473 (490 amino acids)
Source: RefSeq, a predicted model, not a curated record
AUGGCAACUAAGGAAGUUAACGUUGACGUGCUUGUCAUCGGGGCCGGUCCAACUGGUCUUGGAGCAGCAAAGCGUCUUCAACAUCUGAACAGUGUCGACUGGCUCAUUGUUGACUCUAAUGAAACACCUGGCGGUCUUGCAUCAACCGACACGACCCCGGAGGGCUUCCUUUUUGAUGUUGGCGGACAUGUCAUCUUCUCUCACUACAAGUACUUCGACGAUAUUAUCAACGAAGCUCUUCCCAAGCCUGAAGAUUGGUAUGAGCAUCAACGUAUCUCAUACGUCCGCUACCAAGGUCUUUGGGUCCCGUACCCUUUCCAGAACAACAUUGCAGUUCUACCAAAAGAAGAACAGGCCCGUUGUCUUGGCGAUCUCAUCGACGCAGCCAUUCAAGCCCGCGCGCGUUCCCCAUCUGACAAACCUGCCAACUUUGACGAGUGGAAUAUUCGAAACGUUGGUGAGAGGCUGAAUGGGAUUUUUAUGCGACCUUACAACUUCAAGGUUUGGGCUAUUCCUACAAACAAGAUGAACUCGACUUGGGUUGGAGAACGUGUCGCGGCUCCUAAUGUCAAACUCGUGACUACCAACGCUAUUCUUGGUAAAGCAGCUGGUGGAUGGGGUCCAAACGCAACAUUCCGCUUCCCUGCUCGUGGAGGAACAGGCGGGAUCUGGACGGCUGUGGCGGAUACUCUUGAUCAAAGCAAGACUCGCUUUGGAGACCAUGGAACCACAGUCAAGUAUGGUGCACUUAUCUCUACCAUGGCUGUUGACCAGCUUGCGGAGACUAUUGGCGAUGCCAAACUCCAAAAGUCACUCAAGCCGCUUUACUACUCAUCGACCAACGUGAUUGGUGUUGGCAUUCGUGGAAAGCGACCCGAUCGUAUUGGCGAUAAGUGCUGGCUUUACUUCCCCGAAGACAACGCUCCAUUCUACCGAGCUACCAUCUUCUCUAACUACUCGCCCUUCAAUCAACCAAGCGAAGGUGUCAAGCUUGCAACCAAACAGCUUGCCAAUGGUGAUAAGCCUGCCUCCUCGGCGCCAGCUUCUGGUCCAUACUGGUCAAUUAUGCUUGAAGUCUCCGAGUCUUCCUACAAGCCCGUUAACCAGGCCACUUUGCUUGAAGAGAGUAUCCAAGGUCUGAUCAACACCGACUUACUCAAACCUGAUGAUGAAAUUGUCAGCACGUAUGUCCGUCGCUUCGAUCACGGUUAUCCAACCCCCACCCUCGAACGUGACUAUGCCCUCUCCGAGGCUUUUCCUUAUCUAUACGAUAAGGAUAUUCUGUCUCGUGGUCGAUUUGGAGCGUGGAAGUAUGAGGUUGGUAAUCAGGACCAUAGUUUCAUGCAAGGUGUCGAGGCAGUUGACAAUAUCAUCUCCGGUGGCCUGGAGUUGACGCUGUCGAACCCCGAUUUUGUCAACUCUCGAAAGAAUACUGAGCGUCGUUUAGCUGGUAUCAAGGGUGCUCGGAAGUAG